This is a messenger RNA of Drosophila novamexicana, 1759 nucleotides long. It is a transcript of the gene pths, whose product is annotated as probable ATP-dependent RNA helicase DDX47. The record is from RefSeq and is a predicted model, not a curated record. Bases 181 to 1746 code for a protein of 521 amino acids. The transcript has 4 exons. Lineage: Eukaryota; Metazoa; Arthropoda; Insecta; Diptera; Drosophilidae. Gene Ontology annotation, molecular function: nucleic acid binding; ATP binding; RNA helicase activity.
GCUCUACGCGCUCGCAUUUUAUGGCGUUGGAAAUAAUUUAGGCGAAAAUGUGAUCCUGAUAUAUAGCCACAUGUGAACUCACGUCUCCCACAUUAUCCAACGCAGCGUUCUUUUCUGUGCGAGCACGUGUGGCGACUGGUAAUAUCCGCUAAAGCAACGGCGAAUAAAAUAUGUAACAAAAUGUCGGAAACUUCAGAAGAUGAACAAACGCAAUUGCAAACAAGCGAUGAAGAGCUAAGCGGCGAGGAAGAAGAAAUUGAAGAGGAUGCCGACGCCGAAGAAGAUGGCGCUGGAAAUGCUGAAGAACCAGACACAAGUGACCCCGAUGAGGCGGACGAAGCAGAAGAGGCUCCCAAAGACGACCAGCCGCUGACAUGGAAAGAUCUAGGCUUAAAUGACACGUUGUGCAAGGCGUGCGAGGAGCUGAAAUGGAAGGCGCCCUCUAAAAUUCAAAAGGAGGCGAUACCUGUUGCACUGCAGGGCAAAGAUGUCAUUGGCCUGGCCGAAACCGGUUCGGGCAAAACGGGCGCCUUUGCUUUGCCCAUUUUGCAUGCUCUGCUCGAGAAUCCGCAGCGCUACUUUGCCUUGGUGCUGACGCCCACACGUGAAUUGGCUUUCCAAAUAGGCGAACAGUUCGAGGCGCUGGGCAGCGGCAUCGGCAUCAAAUGCUGCGUCGUGGUCGGCGGCAUGGACAUGGUGGCGCAGGGUUUGCAGUUGGCGAAGAAGCCGCACAUUAUCAUUGCGACGCCCGGUCGUCUGGUGGAUCAUCUGGAGAACUUGAAGGGCUUCAAUCUGAAGGCCAUCAAGUACCUGGUCAUGGACGAGGCUGAUCGCAUACUCAACAUGGACUUUGAGGUGGAGCUGGACAAGAUAUUGAAGGUGUUGCCGCGCGAACGGCGCACAUUUCUGUUCAGCGCGACGAUGACCAAGAAGGUAAAGAAGCUGCAGCGUGCCUCACUCAAGGAUCCCGUCAAGGUGGAGGUGUCCAACAAAUACCAAACGGUGGAUCAGCUGCAGCAGUAUUAUCUCUUCAUACCAGUCAAAUAUAAGGAUGUGUACCUGGUGCACAUCCUCAACGAACUGGCGGGCAACAGCUUCAUGAUCUUCUGCAGCACCUGUAACAAUACCGUAAAGACGGCGCUGAUGCUGCGCGCCUUGGGACUCGCCGCCAUACCGCUGCACGGCCAGAUGUCCCAGAACAAGCGUCUGGCGGCUCUGAACAAAUUCAAGGCGAAGAAUCGCUCCAUCUUGAUAUCCACGGAUGUGGCCUCACGUGGCCUGGACAUACCCCAUGUCGAUGUGGUGAUCAAUUUCGAUAUACCCACGCACAGCAAGGACUACAUACAUCGUGUGGGCCGGACGGCGCGUGCCGGUCGCUCCGGCCAGGCCAUCACCAUGGUCACCCAGUACGACAUUGAGCUGUAUCAGCGCAUUGAGCAGCUGCUCGGGAAACAGCUGCCGCUCUACAAGUGCGAGGAGGACGAGGUCAUGGCGUUGCAGGAGCGCGUCGCCGAGGCGCAGCGCACCGCCAAGCUGGAACUCAAGGAUCUGGAGGAUAGCAAGGGCUACAAAGGCGGCAAGGGGGGCAAGCGUGCUGCCGCCGACAUCGAUGAUUCGGAGCAGUUCACGGGGGCGCGCAAGCGCAUGAAGCCCAUGGGGGGUAAUAGGGGCAAGGGUGCGGGGGCUGGCCGUGGCGGAGGCGGCGGAGCGAAAAAGAAUUGGAGCCGGGGCAAAAAGAGAAACUAGCCUUUAAGUUUAU